AGUAUGUUAAAACUCUGCACCCAGAGUAUCAAGAAAUUGCAUUAGGUCAGGAUAUGAUUGAUUAUAUCUUAGAACACAGAGGAAAACGGAAUACUCUUCCCUUAAAAAGUUAUUUAGAAGAAAUAAUAGGAAACAAUAUGUAUAUAAAAAGUGAUAUAAAAACUAAACUUGGACAUAUUAUUGAUCACGUUAUUAUAUUACAAUCAGAUGGUACAUUCUUGACUACUAAUGAUUAUGAUGAUACUACAUAUGCUGAGGAUAUAGUAGUUCCAACAGAAUGUCGCAGAAUAUUUAUUUUAACCGUGCCAGUUUCAUUAACUCGUAGGUAUUCAAAACAAGAACAUAGAAUAUGGCAAACAACUGUUGCCUCAUUAAAAGCAUUAACAGAAUGUAGCAUUGUUUCCAUAAGUUUAUUUAAGUGGUACAUAUUAAGCGAAACAGAAAAGAAAUCAUAUCUUCAAAAAUCACUUAACGAUCUUUUAACGUUACACAAUAAUGCAAUAACGAAUUAG
Messenger RNA from Megalopta genalis, 512 nucleotides. The record is from RefSeq and is a predicted model, not a curated record. Lineage: Eukaryota; Metazoa; Arthropoda; Insecta; Hymenoptera; Halictidae.